AUGUUAUCUCGGGUUAACCAUAAGAACUUUGUCAAUCUCAUUGGCUACUGUGAGGAGGAUGAACCCUUCAAUAGGAUGAUGGUAUUUGAAUACGCUCCUAAUGGAACCCUCUUUCAGCAUCUGCAUGUUAAAGAAAUGGAAGAUCUUGACUGGAGUGCAAGAAUGAGGAUUAUCAUGGACAUUGCUUAUUGUUUACAAUACAUGCACCAUGAUUUAAAUCCACCAGUGGCACAUUCUAACUUGAAUUCACAUAAUAUCUUUCUAAUUGAUGACUAUGCAGCUACGAUUGCUGACAUCUCUUUCUUGCCACAAGAUUCCUCCAAGUCGAAGAGCUCAGGUAACAAUGAGUUAGUGCAUUCUACAUUGCCACCUUUGGCUGAUGUAGAGAUAAAUGUCUAUUGUUUUGGGAUUCUAUUGCUAGAAAUCAUUUCUGGAAAGCUCCAAUACUCGGAAGAACAAGGCUGCAUGCACGGCUGGCUGACAAACUUGCAAGCUGCUAAAUAUUUGAAUGACAAACGUAGUAUCAAUUAUAUGAUUGACCCAACCCUCAAGUCUUUCAAAAACAAUGAGCUUGACCUCAUAUGCGAGAUUAUCCAAGAGUGCAUACAACCAGAUCCAAGGCAAAGACCAACAAUGAAGGAUAUCACUUCCAAGUUGAGGGAAGUGAUUGCUAUCUCACCUGAUCAAGCAAUUCCAAGACUUUCUCUGCUUUGGUGGGUUGAACUUGAAAUAUUAUCUAUCGAGGCGACAUAA
Messenger RNA from Hevea brasiliensis (rubber tree), 753 nucleotides. Its product is annotated as protein MALE DISCOVERER 2-like. Gene Ontology annotation, biological process: protein phosphorylation. The coding region runs from base 1 to 753 and encodes 250 amino acids. NCBI's taxonomy places the organism in Eukaryota, Viridiplantae, Streptophyta, Magnoliopsida, Malpighiales, Euphorbiaceae. The record is from RefSeq and is a predicted model, not a curated record. The transcript is spliced from 4 exons. Gene Ontology annotation, molecular function: ATP binding; protein kinase activity.